Nestor notabilis (Kea) is the source of this 1590-nucleotide messenger RNA. It is a transcript of the gene ZBTB46, whose product is annotated as zinc finger and BTB domain containing 46. The record is from RefSeq and is a predicted model, not a curated record. Lineage: Eukaryota; Metazoa; Chordata; Aves; Psittaciformes; Psittacidae. The transcript is spliced from 4 exons. The annotation marks the transcript as partial. Gene Ontology annotation, molecular function: RNA polymerase II cis-regulatory region sequence-specific DNA binding; protein binding; DNA-binding transcription factor activity, RNA polymerase II-specific. Gene Ontology annotation, biological process: regulation of transcription by RNA polymerase II.
AUGUCCUCAGCUGUUGUAGGAGAAACACCAGACCUGGAACCCAGUUUGUUACUGGACUUGUGGAAGAGGAAACACAAAGCUUUCCAGAUGAAUAACCGCAAGGAAGAUAUGGAGAUCGCGUCCCACUACCGUCACCUGCUGCGGGAGCUGAACGAGCAGAGGCAGCACGGCAUCCUCUGCGACGUCUGCAUCAUAGUGGAGGGGAAGAUAUUUAAGGCUCACAAAAACGUUCUGCUUGGGAGUAGUCGUUACUUCAAAACACUCUACUGCCAGGUACAGAAAACCUCUGACCAGGCCACUGUCACCCACCUGGACAUCGUGACUGCCCAAGGCUUUAAAGCCAUCAUUGACUUCAUGUACUCCGCACACCUCGCGCUGACCAGCCGGAACGUCAUUGAGGUGAUGUCAGCUGCGAGCUACCUGCAGAUGACAGACAUUGUCCAGGCCUGUCACAACUUCAUCAAAGCAGCUCUCGACAUAAGCAUAAAGUCUGAUGCCUCGGAUGAUCUCGUUGAUUACGAACUUGGAGCCCCCUCCAGCAGCAGUACGGAUGCUCUGAUUUCGGCAGUGGUGGCUGGCAGGAGUAUAUCUCCCUGGUUAGCUCGGCGCACGAGCCCUGCAAACUCUUCUGGAGACUCAGCCAUUGCCAGCUGCCAUGAAGGAGGGAGCACUUAUGGCAAAGAGGAUCAAGAACCAAAAACAGACAGCCACGAAGACAUUUCAUCCCAGUCUCUUUGGUCUAGUGACAUGGGCUAUGGCUCUUUACGGAUCAAGGAGGAACAGGUUUCACCGUCGCAUUACGGAGGGAGUGAACUGCAUUCUGGCAAGGAUAGUGCAAUACAGACUGUGUUCUCAGAGCAAGGAGCAGGGGAUGGCUGGCAGCCCACGGGGCGCAGGAAGAACAGGAAAAACAAAGACACUGUGAGGCAUAUCACACAGCAAGUGGAGGAGGACAGCAGGGCAAGCUCUCCAGUGCCAUCAUUCUUACCCGCCUCAGGAUGGCCCUACAGCAGUCGAGACCCCAGUGCUGAGGUGACGGUGCCGGAGCCCAGCAGCUCUGAGAGCAGAGUGGAGCGCCCGGAGCCCUACGGCAGCGUGGAGGAAGCGCUCCUCACCGGGGAGGGCACCUACAUCCCGCAGCCGCUGACGCCCGAGAAGGAGGAUGUGCUGCAGGCUGCCACCGUGGCCAACCUGCGCGCGGCUCUCAUGAGUAAGAACAGCUUGUUGUCCCUGAAAGCUGACAUGCUGGGAGAGGACAGCUCUCUGCUCUUCGAGUACCUACCCAAAGGCACCCACUCCCUCUCUCUCAACGAGUUCACGGUCAUCAGGAAGAAGUUCAAGUGCCCCUACUGCAGUUUCUCAGCCAUGCACCAGUGCAUCCUGAAGAGACACAUGCGAUCCCACACGGGGGAGAGGCCCUAUCCCUGCGAGAUCUGCGGGAAGAAGUUCACACGCCGGGAGCACAUGAAGCGGCACACGUUGGUAAGAGCCCAGCGCGGCCUCGCCUGCCAGCGCCAGUUAUCACUUAGAGAUAAGAUAAAGGAUAAGAUAAAGAUGAAAGAUGAGAUAAAGGAGCUUCAUGUGAGGGAG